UCUCCCCGCAGGUUCGCCGUGGUGCCGGUGGCGCUGGGAGCCGCUGGCCUCAGCGCUGUGCUGCUGCUCUUCCCCCGGGAAGACGAGAACCCGCCCGCCGCCGCCGAUGAGAUCGUGGACACCUUCUUUAUUGGUCGCUUCAUCCUCCUGGCCGUGAUGAGCCUGGUCUUGCUUGGGUGCCUGUUCCUGCUCCUGCUCCACCACGUCAUGGAGCCGGUGUACGCCAAGCCGCUGCGCAGCAGCUAG
Messenger RNA from Eurypyga helias (sunbittern), 246 nucleotides. RefSeq names its product transmembrane protein 218 (gene TMEM218). NCBI's taxonomy places the organism in Eukaryota, Metazoa, Chordata, Aves, Eurypygiformes, Eurypygidae. The annotation marks the transcript as partial. The record is from RefSeq and is a predicted model, not a curated record. The transcript has 2 exons.